This is a messenger RNA of Prunus persica (peach), 1161 nucleotides long. RefSeq names its product profilin-2. The record is from RefSeq and is a predicted model, not a curated record. The coding region runs from base 468 to 869 and encodes 133 amino acids. Gene Ontology annotation, molecular function: actin monomer binding. The transcript is spliced from 3 exons. Lineage: Eukaryota; Viridiplantae; Streptophyta; Magnoliopsida; Rosales; Rosaceae. Gene Ontology annotation, cellular component: cell cortex.
AUUUGGGUUGAAGAUUUGAUGGAGAAUAUCAGUAUUUUUUCCCAACAGAAACAGAGGAAAAAUCGUGAAAUGGUGCAAAGACCAAGGGCAAAUUGACAAGUGACUGCGUAAAAUAUGAGAGAGAGAGAGAGAGAGAGAGAGAGAAUGGGGGUGAACCAUCAGAUGAGAUCCACCUUUCUCAGCCUCCCUUUUUCUCUGUCAAAGCUCUCCCCACAUUUCUCUCCUCUUCCUAUUUAUAAUUUUCUUUUGUCAAACUUGCCACAAUGGAGUGACCAAACCCACAAUACCACUAACUCCACCAAACAAAGAAAGAGGAAAAAAAGAGCCUCUCACUUCCAUCCCCAACCAUAUAAUAUCCUCCCAAAGCAAUACGCUUCAUAUAGCCUGUGCAACAACACAACAACAAUCACCAACACACGCGAAACAAAAGACACACACUCUGCUCACAAUAACAGAGGAAACACAAAAUGUCGUGGCAGACCUACGUGGAUGACCACUUGAUGUGUGACAUUGACGGCCAAGGCCAGCAUCUCUCCGCGGCUGCCAUUAUCGGUCUCGAUGGCAGUGUCUGGGCCAAGAGCGCUUCCUUCCCCCAGUUCAAGCCAGAGGAGAUGACUGGGAUCAACAAGGAUUUCGAAGAACCGGGUCAUCUUGCUCCAACCGGGUUGCACCUUGGGGGCGCAAAGUACAUGGUAAUCCAGGGAGAGCCUGGCGCUGUCAUCCGUGGAAAGAAGGGCUCUGGAGGUAUCACUAUAAAGAAAACUGGACAAGCUCUAGUAUUUGGACUCUAUGAAGAACCUGUGACUCCAGGGCAGUGCAACAUGGUUGUUGAGAGGUUGGGGGAUUACCUCAUUGACCAGGGCCUGUAGGCUUAUAUCUAUCGUGACCCUAGUAUUUCAAUUUUGGAUUUUUGUUGCUUUUCUUUAUUUUUUCUUUUCUGGGGUUUUGGUUCCCAGUUUGCAUCUCCUUCAUCCAAAAAGCCUCUAAAAAUUGGUGGUGAAGUUGAAGUUGUUGCAGACAAUAACCAUCUGAGAAGGACUAAAAGCAGUUGUUUGGUUGCUUGAAUUGCAUAAAACUUGAUAUUUCAUGAUAAUAUUUGUAUCCCUUGUUUGUAGUUUUUCCCUUUUCUAAGUUAUAUAUUCCAUUGGAACAUUCCUAAAA